Messenger RNA from Neolamprologus brichardi, 3396 nucleotides. It is a transcript of the gene hspb11, whose product is annotated as heat shock protein, alpha-crystallin-related, b11. NCBI's taxonomy places the organism in Eukaryota, Metazoa, Chordata, Actinopteri, Cichliformes, Cichlidae. Gene Ontology annotation, biological process: intraciliary transport; multicellular organism development. Gene Ontology annotation, cellular component: centrosome; cilium; intraciliary transport particle B. The record is from RefSeq and is a predicted model, not a curated record.
UAUCUUGCGACGCAGUGGUUGGCUUGGCAACGGCAAUUGACGACUUUCCCCUCUUAAGAAUCUGUAAACAAAGCAUUUGUUGUGUCCUGUUAUAGAAAAACCAGAAAGCCUCGGAGACUAUAACCUUUUCUGUGCGAUGAUUGAGUCCUCUUUAACUUCUUUAGGUGCGAAAGUUGUCCUUGUUGCAUCCAGCGAUGAGAAUCACCCACCAGAAAACAUUAUCGACGGAAACACUAAAACGUUUUGGAUGUCCACUGGGAUGUUUCCUCAAGAGUUCAUCAUUCACUUCCCUGAACCUACAAACAUUGGCACUGUGACAGUGGACAGCUACAAUGUGAAGCACCUGAAAAUAGAAAAAAACACCUCACAAAAUGCUUCUCAAUUUGAGCCUGUCGCAGAGAAAGAGUUUGAAAGUACAGAGGGACAUCUUCAGUCAAAUGCUAUAACACUAAAUGGAUGCACUGCCACCCACCUUCGUUUCAUCAUCACCGCGGGAUAUGAUCACUUUGUCUCAGUUCACAGAGUCAGUGUAAAAAAUUAACACACAUAAUUAAAAUUAUUGUGUGUAUAACAUUUACGAGGUGUGAUCAUAAAGUUAUGCGGUGAACCCAUAAAAAUCAAAAAACAUACUUUAUUUAAAUUUGGCCUGACUUGAAUUUAAUUUUGGUUACACAUUUGGUUUAGCCUAGAAUGUACUCAGUUGGGAACUUGGAUAGCUGGAGACCCAGGAGCUGAGUAGUUAUUCCUGUUAUACUUCUUUAACAAGUCUGUGUGGUUACAAUAAUAAUUAAAAAAAAAGGCAGGCAUUAAAACAUCCACACGGACCCUUGCGCUAACCAUCUGAUGACAAAAUUUACGUCACUCGGACCCUAGCGGACUCCAGAAUGUAUAAAGCAGAAUUGAUUUUUCAGCAGAGGUAGUGCGUUUGCAGUCUGGUGAUGGCCCAUCUACCUGUAGCGAGCUCUGUUGUCAAGUAUGUAGUACAGGCAGUCUGUAAGCCCCUCUUGCUUGUGUUGUUGUUGGUCAGUCAGCCAGCUGCGGAAAAGAGCGAAGUUCUAAAGUUCCAAAAACAGUGAAAAGUGUCCGCUGCACCGAUUGUCUGUAGUUUUUGAUCUUUGAAGUUUAUUUCAUGGUUUCUCCUGUUCCUGUUGAACUCCACCUUACCUAUUCUAGCCUACCUCUGGUUCAGAUCCAGAAGUGCACAAAAAGAUGACCUUGAAGUCAUGGAUACUGAAAUUUGAAGUGAAAUCAGGCAUACUUUUUAUUUUCAUGGGAGUUGUGCAACGUUGUGAGCUCAUCACAUAUAUAAAAAUAAUAUGACCAUUUCUUUUUUUCAUAAACAUAUACAGUCAGGUCCAUAAAUAUUUUGACAGAGAUGACUUUAUUCUGAUUGUGAUUGUGUACAUUACCACAAUGAAUUUUAAAUGAAAAUACUCAGAUGCAGUUGAAGUGCAGACUUUCAGCUUUAAUUCAUUGCUUAAAAAUGUGAGCAACUAAAGUGUUUUCGUUUUUUUAAACUCAACCUCUUCGUUCCAGGGGCUCAAAAGUCGUUGGUCAAAUUAAAUAACUGAAAAUAAAAGGUUCAUUUCUAAUACUUUGCUGACAAUGACAGCUUGAAGUCUUAAACUCAUGGACAUCAGCAGAUGCUGGGUUUCCUCCUUUUUACCAGUCCUUUACUGCAGCAGCUUUCAGUUGCUGUUUGUUUGUGGAUAAUGUGGAUACCCUCAAAUGAAGGUGGAGAGUCUCCACAUUAUGUCCGUGUCCAUUACAGAACUAUAACUGGAAUAUGUUUCUGUAAACGGGUAAAAAAAAAUAACGCUUGUGUCAGUGUCCAAAUAUAUAUGGACCUAACUGCAUGAAUUUGUGGUAUUUCAUUUUUAAUUAAACAAUAAUAAAAAAAAACAUACACACACGCAUUAUUUGACAUAGCUGGGGAACUAUGAAUCUUCUUGGGAUACGUUUGAUAGAGAAAACAUUUGAAUGUAUUUUUAAGCCUGCCUUAUGAUUAGGACAUUUGUGUCAAUUCAUUUUUACAGUUUUUGCUUAUUUAAUGUUAUGGAUUCACUAAUGGGCCUUAUUUUAAAUCCUACAUUCGACUGUUCCUGCCUAUUUCACAAGCUGAUAAUAGGCAAAGCCUUGGAAUAAAAGAGCCGGAUGGUGAUGAAUGGUAGAAUUACUUACAAAGGAAGUUUCUCUCUCUGUGUGAGAGAUAGAAUUAAUUAAGUAAUUUUGAGCAGCAGGGGCUUAAAUUGGAAUCCAUACAGCCUGCCCACCACCCACCCCCAUCCUCACGAACAUAAUUUGACAUUGCCACAGACGUUUAUAACCAUGGGCAACCUUGCUGGGGGGUUGGGGGACCAGAUGGUUUCCCAGCCAACGAGUGAGUGUCUAAAGACUCCAGGCCUGUUCACACAAAAUAUUCAAGCCACCUCUUCUACUUACUGUAUAUAUCCUUUACACACACACAGUAACGCUUCCUCAUAAACACUCAUAAACCUAUAUACCUCAGCUGCCAUUUCAACAUGUCGGUAGCAAAGGCUUUUCAGCAGUAUGUGAGGACCCUUUGGGACUCCCUCCCCAAUUACUUUUCUGACUGCACGAGGCUUGGGGAUUUGCAGAGCCUGUGUUUGUUAUAGCUUGGUCUGCAUGCAGGGCCCUGAAUAAACCAAUAAAAAUAUGAAAUAGUUGCCUGAAUAACUGGCCUCCUGAUAGUUUAGAGCAACUAAUUGCUUAGGGGUAUAGUUCGGAUGGAGCACAUUUGAGUAUGUGAGUGUGUAAUGAGUAAUGAGGCCAAGGCAGAAACUGAUACGGUGUUAUUGACUCUUCUAUUAUUUACCAGUAUGGAAUAUUUAUUAUAUUUUUGAAAGUCAGGUUUGGACUGUGAAAUGCAGUGCUUCAGAGUCAUAGGAGUACAUUUUUCCCUCCUCGGUAGUUCAGGUGUGAAUUUUAAUUCAUAUGUUUGCUUUAAAAAUUUAACCAAAGAGACUCGCUUUGCAUGUUGAACAGGUCUGAAAAAGCUCCUCUGUGUUAUUAAUGAAUUCAGGCCCUUUUGUGCUUGACUAUCAGCCGAUCAGAAGAAACACAGCAGGAUAUGAGUGCAUUAUUAUCAUGUCACUGCAGGGUAGGGCUAAAUUAUCACCCAGUCUACUGAUGGCUGUCUAACUGCUGUUUAGUCAUACUCAGACAUCUGCUAGACCAGAACUCUGUAUGUUCAGCUGAGUCUAUAAAAAGAGAUCGGAUCCUCCCUGAAAACCCCUGUUCAGUAGAUGAUACAGCUGACAGAGGUUGAUUUUUGUAAAAUUAUUAAAAGCCCACAACAAAUAUGUAUGCAUGCAAUAUAUUUUUCAGUUAAUUAUCAGUUAAAACACAUUAAAAUGGCUACGUUUCAAAAUCACA